CAUUUUUUGGAAGAUAUCAUAACGAACCAAGCGUCGGUAGUCGCAGUAUCAGCCUUGGUGAUAAGAAAAUAUUUAAAAAUGUGGAAGAAAAUCGGUGUUCUUGCCUUACUGGCAUCGGUGCAUUGUAAUCCAGUGGAACGUGGCAUAGAAGAGAAUUUAGUCGGUGCAGUUUCGGAGUGCUUCGAUAAAGAUACAUCGCUAUGUUUAAAGGAAAAAGCUUUAAAAUACACGGAAAGACUUGCCGUUACAAAAGAUAUAAACCUAUUCGAGGGUAUGGCGCUGAUUAAUACUGGAUCAGCCCGAUCAGCUCGUAGCUACGAACAGUUGCCUGAAGAUCCGAAGGCAAGGGAAGUGCAAAUUGAUGAAAGAAUUGCCAACAACAUUGGAGACUUCUUGGAUGACCACGUACUGCAAUUACGCCUUUCUCAAGAUUCUGAUGAAUCCAGAGGCUUAGACGAAGAAGGUCGUGGUAAGAAGAAGAAGAAGAUCAAGAAGAUCCUGCCCCUUCUCCUCCUCUUGAAGCUGAAACUUGCCGCAUUAAUUCCUCUGUUCCUCGGCAUCAUCGCUUUUGUAGCCAUCAAGGCAGUAUUCUUAGGAAAGAUUGCAUUUGCUAUGAGUGCGUUUAGCCUCAUCAGAAAACUUCUGUCUAAGAAUAACUCUGGAUCAUCUGGAGGUGCAAUCAGCUAUUCGCCUCAUCACGGAGGAGCUGAAGAACAUCCAGGCUACUCAUACGAACCAGCCCAAGGUUGGAGUAGAAAAGUCAAUGACGCCCAAAAUAUGGCCUACGCAGGUCAAUUAAAUUAAUUUCGUUUUACAAAAAUUUAGGUUGAGCGUGUGUGUGUUUGUGUGAAAUAUUUAUUUCGGUAUGUCUGUAUUGCCAUAUAAGUACCUCAGUCUAAUUUAUUUUAAUUUAUGUCAAAUAAAAUAAUU
Messenger RNA from Vanessa tameamea, 930 nucleotides. RefSeq lists its product as uncharacterized. The transcript is spliced from 3 exons. NCBI's taxonomy places the organism in Eukaryota, Metazoa, Arthropoda, Insecta, Lepidoptera, Nymphalidae. The record is from RefSeq and is a predicted model, not a curated record. Bases 79 to 804 code for a protein of 241 amino acids. Gene Ontology annotation, cellular component: membrane.